AUGGCCGACCAAGAGGUUGAUCUGGACUCGAUCAUCGAUCGGCUCCUGGAAGUGAGGGGUAGCCGCCCUGGAAAGCAGGUGCAGCUGCUUGAGUCAGAGAUCCGCUUCCUCUGCACCAAGGCCCGUGAGAUCUUUAUCUCGCAGCCUAUUCUGCUCGAGCUCGAGGCUCCCAUCAAGAUCUGCGGUGAUAUCCACGGUCAAUACUACGAUCUCCUGCGUCUCUUCGAAUACGGUGGAUUCCCCCCGGAGGCCAACUACCUCUUCCUCGGUGACUAUGUCGACCGUGGCAAGCAGUCCCUCGAGACUAUCUGCCUGCUCCUCGCCUACAAGAUUAAGUACCCCGAGAACUUCUUCAUCCUGCGUGGCAACCACGAGUGUGCCUCCAUCAACCGUAUCUAUGGCUUCUACGACGAGUGCAAGCGCCGCUACAACAUCAAGCUGUGGAAGACCUUCACCGACUGCUUCAACUGCCUUCCCAUCGCGGCCAUCAUUGACGAGAAGAUUUUCACCAUGCACGGAGGUCUGAGCCCCGAUCUGAACUCGAUGGAGCAGAUUCGCCGGGUUAUGCGUCCCACCGAUAUCCCCGACUGUGGUCUUCUCUGCGAUCUGCUGUGGUCCGAUCCGGACAAGGACAUCACCGGCUGGAGCGAAAACGAUCGCGGUGUCUCUUUCACAUUCGGCCCCGACGUGGUGUCGCGCUUCCUCCAGAAACACGAUAUGGACUUGAUAUGCCGCGCGCAUCAAGUCGUGGAAGAUGGUUACGAGUUCUUCUCGAAACGCCAGCUGGUUACGCUAUUCAGCGCACCCAACUACUGCGGUGAAUUCGACAACGCGGGUGCGAUGAUGAGCGUCGACGAGAGCUUGCUCUGUUCCUUCCAGAUCCUCAAACCAGCCGAAAAGAAACAAAAGUACGUUUACGGGAGCAUGAGCUCCGGCGGAUCCGCCGCCACUCCUCCGCGCAAGCAAAAGAAGAAAUAA
Penicillium atrosanguineum is the source of this 978-nucleotide messenger RNA. RefSeq names its product type 1 serine/threonine-protein phosphatase catalytic subunit GLC7 (gene glcA). The coding region runs from base 1 to 978 and encodes 325 amino acids. Gene Ontology annotation, molecular function: protein serine/threonine phosphatase activity. Gene Ontology annotation, cellular component: cytoplasm; nucleus. The transcript is spliced from 4 exons. The record is from RefSeq and is a predicted model, not a curated record. Lineage: Eukaryota; Fungi; Ascomycota; Eurotiomycetes; Eurotiales; Aspergillaceae.